AUUAUUCAGGUAGCUAAACUUAGAUGAGACACAGAGUUGGAGCACAAGGGUGAAAAACGAGUGUUAAAAGCUUCAGAAAAGAGGAGAAGAGAAGUUGACUGUGAGUUCAGAUACUAAAGGACUUCUACAAAAAUGGAGAGGAUCUUUAACAACCUGGAAAACUUCCUGAGCUGCCAUGUUUGUUCAGAGACUUUCCGAGAUCCUGCGUCUCUGAGCUGCAACCACAACUUCUGUUCAAGCUGCCUGCAGCAAUUCUGGGAACAAACAAAUAGCAGGAGCUGUCCCAUCUGUAAAAGAAAAUCUUCCAAGGAUAAUCCAUUAGUGAAUUUUGGAAUAAAGGAACUGGCAGAUUCUUUUGCUGGAAGACAGAUAUCUGGACCAUCAGAGACGGAAAAAGGAGAAAAUCAGUUGAUAGUGGUCUGCAGUGAACACCAAGAAGACCCUAAAUCCUUCUGUAAAGAUGAUCAGAGAGCAGUUUGUCCUGUCUGUGAGUUUUCUCUCCAUCAGAGUCACAAAGUGGUUCCUAUAGAACAAGCAGUCAGUGAACUGAAGGAGAAGCUGAAUUCUGACUUAAAGCCUCUACAGGAAAAGAAAGAAAGAUACAAAGAAGUGGAGCAAAUAUAUGAUGAUAUGCUUCAACAUCUCAAGGAGCAGCUGUUUUCCACAGAGACACAGAUCAGAGCAGAGUUCAACAAGCUCCACCAGAUCCUGAAAGAGGAAGAGGAGUCCAGACUGGCAGCUCUGAGGGAGGAAGAGGAGCAGAAGGGGCAGGCUCUCACCGAAGAGAUGAAGAGGAUUCAGGAGCAGAUCUCCUCUCUGUCAGACAGUAUCUCUGCUGUUGAAGAAGACCUGCAGAAAAACAACCUGUCGUUCCUCAGCAGCUAUAAAGCCACUCAGAGCAGAUCCAGAGCCCAGAGCUCACUGUCAGAUCCACAGCUGCUCUCAGGAGCUCUGAUAGAUGUGGCCAAACAUCUGGGCAACCUGUCCUUCAGAGUCUGGGAGAAGAUGAAGGAGAAGAUCCAGUUCUAUCCUUUCUUUCUGGACCCAAACACUGCUAAUGGACGGCUCCAUCUGUCUGAUGAUCUGACCAGUGUGAGGCACGUAGAGAGCGAACACGACCUUCCUAAAAAUCCAGAGAGAAUCAGUGAUUUCAUGCAUGUUUUUGGAUCUGAGGGUUUUAGCUCAGGAAAACACAGCUGGGAGGUCGAGGUUGGAGACCAUCCUAACUGGAAUAUCGGUUUGGGUAGGAAAUCGGCUGACAGUAAGGAAGAGAAACCUUGGAUACCAAAAUUUGCAAAGUUUUGUUUAUGGAAGUGUAGUGGAACAUACUGUAAUAUUGCUGGUAAGCAAAUACCAAUAAAGAAGAGUAUGAAGAAGUUCAGAGUCCAGCUGGACUAUGACAAGGGGGAGGUUUCCUUCUAUGACUCUGAAAACAUGUCUCACAUCUACACUUACAGAGAAACCUUCACUGAGAUUCUUUUCCCAUAUUUCAGUGUUGGAAAAAGAUUUGAUGCUGAAACUUCUGAUAUCAAAAUCUGUCCAACAGACUUUCCUUAUUGAAACUUAAAGUUGUGCUUUUCUAUUCUCUGAAGUCUUUGCAGUUAUGAAAACCCUUCAACAUAUUUAUCAUAGAAAGAUUUGCUUUUUUUUAGAAGGUUGAGCGGGGGUGGGGAGGUGUGUUGGAGCUGGGGAGGUGUUUAACAAGGUGCUCUAAGCACAGCAUAUAGUGCAUAUAUAUUGAGUUAUUUCUGUGUUUUUAUCAAAUUCAAGAACACAAGCGGUGUGAAAAGGGAAAACAUUUUUAAAGCAGACAUUAUUUGAGACUAAAAUCAUUACAUACAGAUAGACAUUUAGAAAAUUAUUUUUCUGGGAAAAAUUUCUCAAAAAUAGAUUAAGAAACUUUGUUAUUUUUUAGUACAGAAAAUAUUUUUGAGAUGAGAUCAAGAACACAUCAGACUCUAACAUCCAAAUCUGAAUCAGUCUCUUAACAAUCAUAUUUUAAAGUUGUUUUUUUUCAAACCAGAUCUACUCUCAUCUUUAUACUGUUAUAAUCUAUUUCACCCCCAUAGGACUAUUUUCACACUAAAUAAUUCUAACAAGGAUCUUUUUUUUUUUAAGUAAAAUCCUAAGUUCAUGAAAGACACAAAGUGCUCAGAUUCCUUAUUUGGAUUUUCUUCUUUGUCUUAUUUUUUAUUGUAACAAUCAUUGUAGCAAAUAAACUGAAAAUAAAAACCCCCAAUACUGUUUUCUCUCCCUGUUCACUGAUAUAUUCAUUUUUUAUACCUCAAUACAAACA
Messenger RNA from Cyprinodon tularosa, 2296 nucleotides. RefSeq names its product nuclear factor 7, ovary-like. Bases 133 to 1560 code for a protein of 475 amino acids. The transcript has 2 exons. Lineage: Eukaryota; Metazoa; Chordata; Actinopteri; Cyprinodontiformes; Cyprinodontidae. Gene Ontology annotation, molecular function: zinc ion binding; protein binding. The record is from RefSeq and is a predicted model, not a curated record.